AUGGACCGCGAGGAUUUGCCCGGUUGGCCUCCCAGAGUCGAGCUGGAUGGACUCAUUGAAGGCUUCGAUACCUCGACUUUGGAUGUGGACCCUGACGAGGCAGCAUGGAGGGGACAAAGUAUCGUAGCCCCCCAAGCACAGUCGUCUCAAUACAUUGUCGGAUCUUCCAGCUCAGGAAUUGUCAGAGCGCCCGUUCCACAGGUGACGAGCAGUGUGCCCACUUCGAGACCGCUGCCUCAACGGAGAGCUGCGUCUGCCAGCCAAGUUGCUCCUGUGAGCUACGGAGACCAAAGCUUCUCAGCUACCUCCUUUGAGCCGCCCCUGCGAUCAAUCUUCGUGUCGGGGCCCCCGACCUCGUCGGUGUCUGCAAACACGGCUCUGGCUUCGUUGAGCGGUGCAAUAUCCUCCAGCACAUCUGGCCCAUUAGCUGCAUUGACCAGUGCUGGCGGAAGCCGGCGCCUCCAGGCCCGAGUAGGGGAUGUAACACCGUCCAGUUCCCCAGCUCCUGCGACUAACAGGCACCCUUUACUAAACUUGGAGAAGGAUGUCGACGAUCCGACCACAAACACCACUGCUUCCCCCUGCGAUGGUGCAUCCACAAACACAUCUGCGGCGCUCGCCCGCCUCUUCAUCACCAGUGAUGGACCGACGCCGACGGUCUCUCGAGGUCCCUCACACAUCCAUCAAUGGUCCGGCAUUGGCCGAAUCUUGGGAGACACAAGUACAUUGGCAGGGCACCUGCUUCACAAUGGGUUUCAAGGGGGUCGUCAUUCGGACAUCACAAUCCACGCCUUUGGUCAAAGCUACAGGCUUCACAAAUUACUCCUCGACAGGGUACCUUUCUUUUCCUCGGCGUUCUCUGGCUCUUGGUCGGAGAGUACGGCGAAGGAGAUGAAACUGUCGCCAGAGGAUAUCGAUUCCAACAUCACCAAAACUGCGUUUGAGCUGGCCCUGAAACGGAUCUAUGGUACAGAAUGCCCGAUGCAGGAGGAAGAAGAAGCCAUAGGCCUAUUCGCCACAGCCUGUUGGCUAGACAUGCCUGAUCUGGUGGAUUCCUGUGUGGAAUCAAUACUGCGGCAAAUGCAGCCUGCUACGCUUCACAGCUUGAUCAAGCUGGUAACUAAUAACUACUAUGGCAGGGCCGGCGAUCGAAUUCUGUCUUCCGCCAAAGCGAUGCUUUGUCGAGAAGGAUGGGAAAUGCCUUACGAAUAUUGGGACGAAAUUCCUGCCGAACUGAUCCGCGAAAUUGUUGGAGGCGAUCCCUUCUUCAUUCCUGGCGAAUGGGACCGUUGGUAUUUGGCAUUGAAGCUGUUGAACCGACGGCUGAGGGCUAAAGCCGUCGAAGCUGGGCUAGUCUCCCCUGGCGGACGAUAUCUCCAUCCAAAGCCGAGCAGUCUUCAAUUCUUUGCUGUUAGGUUCGACGCGCCCUACAGGAUAGCAACUCACCAUCGAUAUGUCUCUGAAAGGGACGAGGCCUGGAUUGCCUUGUAUACAUCUCCCGAAAUAGCACCGCUCUUGGUGUUGCUCGAUGAAGGUAUACACUAUGUGCACCUUCGAUUUGAGCAGUUGCAGCAGAUUCGGUCACAGAGGGACAUCCUUGGCGUUCCGGUUCUCCCGGAGAAGGUCAUCUCUGAUGCGUUAUGGAUGUCACUGGAACUCCGACAGAAAGUGCUUAAUGCCCGAGAAAGUGACAUUGAACUGGGGUUGAGUGAAUUCGCCGAGGAUUACGAGGAGGAUGAGCUGCAAGCCGAGAGAACGGCAGUAUCAAGCAAGGGGAAGAUGCGGGAACAGAAUCAUGUAAGUCCCAUUGAGGUCUCACAAGACAUGGAGUCGGGAUCAUGGGAUGGCAAUGGCAAAGCCCGAAAGUUCUGGAUCCCCGAUCACGACGUGUCUUGCGUGAUGGGAGGCACGCGUGAAGCGUCUGCAGCAGCCAAUGCAACCGCUGGGGCGGACUGGAGCACACAAGCAGCCAGACUCUCGGCCAUUCUAGAACCGACCGAUGUCGCUUGGGCCUUUGACUUCACCGCAGGAAAUGUCACUGAAAGUGGUCGUCCACCUUCACGAAACCAUUCACCCACCUCCAGACCACGGUACAGUCAUUAUCCGCCUUUCAGAUUUUCUGCCGAGUUUCCCAACCCGCGGACGCUCAAGGACAGGAAGAGGGUCUACUCGCAGACAGUAUGGUAUGCCGGGAGUAUGUGGAACCUAUAUAUUCAGCGAGUCAUUACUCCGAAGGUCCAACAACUCGGCAUAUAUCUACAUCGAGCGAAAGAUAAAGACCCACACGAUGAUCCGCUUGCUCAGUUUGUUCCUGCGACUGUGGACGACCGGAUAGGGCAGCUCGAGCGUGAGAUGCUACUUCGAAAGAGCGGGCGCCGGAACCAGACCUGGCGUGUCAAUGAAGCAGGGCGAGGAUUAGACGGUGCACACGAAGAGGGACCCGCAUCGUCAUUGAAUGAAUUCGAAUAUGCAAACAUCGAUCCUGCCGAAGACGGGACUACGUCCACAACUCGUCGAGCGGGCGGUUCGACGCAAACCGGGAAGACAUCGCAGACUGCCGGAACCGUGGGCAACGAGUUCUGCCCGGCUGAUGCUCAGAUGUUGGAUUCAGACGAAGAGGAUGAAGAGCUAUUACGGAGCAAUCGAAAGUACAAUGUCUCGGCCAUUCCGCCUUACAUGGACUCGCGCCCAACAAUCAAGACGUACUUCAAGAUUUAUUCACCAAGCAGGGCAGGCCGACUUCUGAGCAUUUACGAGAGCGCGCCCGAUAGGUUUGAUGUGAGCAAAAGCUGGGGCUGGAAGAGUGGCCAAAUGCAGCUUGACGAUGGCCUGGGAGACUGUGACACGGGCAAGGCCAGCAAGGAGGGAAAGCUAAGAUAUAUGGUGGUCAUUGGGAACAUCUGA
This is a messenger RNA of Capronia coronata CBS 617.96, 2904 nucleotides long. RefSeq lists its product as uncharacterized. The coding region runs from base 1 to 2904 and encodes 967 amino acids. The record is from RefSeq and is a predicted model, not a curated record. Gene Ontology annotation, molecular function: protein binding. The transcript has a single exon. NCBI's taxonomy places the organism in Eukaryota, Fungi, Ascomycota, Eurotiomycetes, Chaetothyriales, Herpotrichiellaceae.